CUGCCACUGCCUGACACCCCGUACUUCACAGUGCUCCGCGACCAUCUAUAAGAACUGAACCUCCCCACAAGCUUUGUCCCAGCGUCGGUAAAUGAUACAAUAUACAACAGCUACCUGAUAAGACACCCUCACUGGAGUCUGAAGCGUCAUCAUGUGGGAUAAAGCCAGAACACCCGAGACACACGAGGAAUACACCAUCGCGGUGGUAUGCGCCAUGAGCUUCGAGAUGAGCGCUGUUCGCUUCAUGCUGAGCCGGGAACAUCCCCGUCUGCGGGCGAAGGACGGGGACUCGAAUAUGUACGUCCUCGGCGAGCUCAGCGGCCACAACGUCGUCCUCGCGUGCCUCCCCGGCCAACAGGGUAAAGGUGCCGCUGCGACAGUUGCCACCAACCUGGACCGCACAUUCCCUCGCAUCAGAUGGCGGUUCCUCGUGGGCAUCGCGGGAGGCGUCCCCAGCGACAGGCACGACAUUCGCUUGGGCGAUGUUGUCGUGAGCAUGCCCGAGGGGCAGUCUGGCGGUGUCGUGCAGUACGAUCUGGGCAAGGACACCGACGCCGGGUUCGUGCUCAAGGGUUCGUUGUGGCCCCCGCCGUCUAUGUUAAGGAGCGCCGUGGAGAUGAUGCGGUCCGACCAUCUGGUCAGCGACAACAAGAUCGAAGAGUUUGUGACGGCGAUGCUCCAAAAGGCACCAAAGCUCGCCGUUUACCAACGGCCAUCCCAUGAACCCGACAUCCUGUUCCUCGAAGACUAUACCCACGACGCCAGCAGCGCUACGUGUGCGCGAUGUGACAGAUCCAAGGCAAAAGAGAGAACACCGCGUCAGCCCGAGGGCUCCGUGAUCCACUACGGCUUGAUUGCCUCGGGCGACAGCGUGCUGAAGAGCUCGGCAAAGAGGAGCGCGGCUGUGCGCAGCUUGGGCGACGUGCUCUGCUUCGAGAUGGAGGCCGCCGGGAUCAUGUCCGAGUUCUCUUGCAUCGUCAUCCGCGGCAUCUCCGAUUACGCGGAUUCCCACAAGAACGACGCCUGGCACUACUUCGCCGCCGCUGCCGCCGCCGCUUGCACCAAAGAACUGCUCACCUACCUAGAUCCUUCGGAGGCCCCGUCGAUGUCCGCUGUGCCGACACCUUCCGUCGACGAAGCAUCGAAUCCCAGUACUGGGCCCGCCGGUAGCCAUAGUUUCUAUGGCACAGGCAUCCAGCAUUCCGGCUCCGGGAACUUCUCAGUCGGGAAGGAUCUGCACAUUAGGUGAUGCCCAAAGACUGGGGAGCCGUCUGAACGACGUUCACGGCACAGAUAGGCUUUCGAAACAUCUGGUGGUGCUUACAGGUUCGACUUCCGGAGUGGGAAGACUUGUAUAUACCGCUGAGCUUGUUUCUUGCUUGACCAAUGUCUUGGUUAAAUUUGCCUCUGUUGCGGGCACAUCUCGUCCCUACCAAACGAGCUUUAAGCCUUCCACAUCUCUGUGUUAACUUCAGUAAUAGCCUCAGCGUGACAAAUGAUCAGGUAGAAUAACCGGUUUGCGUC
This is a messenger RNA of Colletotrichum navitas, 1524 nucleotides long. Its product is annotated as pfs domain-containing protein. The transcript has a single exon. Lineage: Eukaryota; Fungi; Ascomycota; Sordariomycetes; Glomerellales; Glomerellaceae. Gene Ontology annotation, biological process: nucleoside metabolic process. The record is from RefSeq and is a predicted model, not a curated record. The coding region runs from base 152 to 1249 and encodes 365 amino acids. Gene Ontology annotation, molecular function: catalytic activity.